Molecule: messenger RNA, 7800 nt
Organism: Epinephelus moara (kelp grouper)
Lineage: Eukaryota; Metazoa; Chordata; Actinopteri; Perciformes; Serranidae
Gene: sptan1
Product: spectrin alpha, non-erythrocytic 1
Exons: 55
Coding region: 101-7483 (2460 amino acids)
Biological process (GO): actin cytoskeleton organization
Cellular component (GO): cortical actin cytoskeleton; cell junction; cell projection
Molecular function (GO): calcium ion binding; actin filament binding
Source: RefSeq, a predicted model, not a curated record
AGAAACAGCCAUACCGGAGAGCAGGCUCGCUGCAUCCUUCGCCGUCGAUCCGCUUGGUCAACCACCACUUAGUAAGCUCUUUCGUAAACAGACAGAGAAAAUGGACACCACAGGGGUCAAAGUGCUGGAGACAGCCGAAGACAUCCAGGAGCGCCGACAGCAGGUGCUGGACCGCUAUCGGCGUUUCAAGGAGCUGUCGAUGAUGCGUCGGACAAAGCUGGAGGACUCUUACCGCUUUCAGUUCUUCCGCCGUGACGCGGAUGAGUUGGAGAAGUGGAUCCAAGAGAAGCUGCAGAUCGCCUCUGAUGAGAACUACAAAGACCCCUCCAACCUGCAGGGUAAACUGCAAAAACAUCAGGCCUUUGAAGCCGAAGUUCAGGCCAAUGCUGGAGCCAUUAUCAAACUGGAUGAGACUGGAAACCUUAUGAUCAGCGAGGGCCACUUCUCCUCUGAGACAAUUCGAACUCGUCUUGAGGAGCUGCAUCGCUUAUGGGACCUUCUGCUGCAGAAGACCAAGGAGAAGGGCAUGCGUCUCCUGCAGGCCCAGAAACUGGUCCAGUACCUGCGUGAGUGUGAAGAUGCCCUGGACUGGAUCAGUGACAAGGAGGCCAUAGCCACCUCCGAGGAGCUGGGCCAGGACCUGGAGCAUGUGGAGCUUCUGCAGAAGAAGUUUGAGGAGUUCCAGACCGAUCUGGCUGCCCACGAGGAACGUGUGAACGAGGUGAACCAGCUGGCAGCCAAGCUGAUACAGGAAGCCCAUCCAGAGGCUGAGCUCAUAGUUCGCAAGCAGGACGAGGUGAACGCAGCCUGGCAGCGCCUGAAGGGUCUGGCCCAGCAGAGGCAGGGCAAGCUGUUUGGGGCAGCUGAGGUGCAGCGCUUCAACAGGGAUGUGGAUGAGACCAUCAGUUGGAUCAAGGAGAAAGAGCAGCUGAUGGCCUCUGAUGACUUUGGUCGGGACCUGGCCAGUGUGCAGGCUCUGCUUCGCAAACACGAGGGUCUGGAGAGAGAUCUGGCUGCCCUGGAAGAUAAGGUCAACACUCUUGGUGGUGAUGCAGAGCGUCUGCAGCAGACUCAUCCGCAAAAUGCCUCCCAAAUCCAUCUGAAGAAGGACGAACUAAUCACAAACUGGGAACAGAUUCGCACUCUGGCCGCUGAGCGCCACUCACGACUCAACGACUCCUACCGGCUGCAGCGUUUCACUGCUGACUUCAGGGAUCUGACCAGCUGGGUGACAGAGAUGAAAGCUUUGAUCAAUGCUGACGAACUGGCCAAUGAUGUGGCUGGAGCUGAGGCUCUGCUAGACCGCCACCAGGAGCAUAAGGGAGAGAUUGAUGCUCACGAAGACAGUUUUAGAGCCACUGAUGAAGCCGGACAGGCCUUGCUCAAUACAGGACACUACGCAUCUGAGGAGGUCAAAGAAAAGCUGGGCAUCCUUGCUGAAGAGAAGGAGUCUCUGCUGGAGUUGUGGGAGGUUCGUAGGCAGCAGUAUGAGCAAUGUAUGGACCUGCAACUCUUCUACAGGGACACUGAGCAAGUUGACAACUGGAUGAGCAAGCAAGAGGCUUUCCUCUUGAAUGAAGACCUUGGUGACUCCCUGGACAGUGUAGAGGCACUGCUGAAGAAACACGAGGACUUUGAGAAGUCACUUAGUGCCCAGGAAGAGAAGAUCACUGCCCUGGAUGAGUUUGCCACCAAACUAAUCCAGAACAACCAUUAUGCCAAAGAGGAUGUGGCUACUCGCAGAGAUGCUCUCCUCAACCGUCGUAAUGCCCUGCAUGAGCGUGCUCAGUCUCGUCGUGCUGCUUUGGAGGACUCUUUCCACCUGCAGCAGUUCUUCAGGGACUCCGAUGAGCUCAAGAGCUGGAUCAAUGAGAAGAUGAAGACUGCCACAGACGAAGCUUACAAGGACCCCUCCAACCUGCAGGGCAAGGUGCAGAAACACCAGGCUUUUGAAGCUGAGCUGUCAGCCAAUCAGAGCCGCAUUGAUGCCCUGCAGAAGUCUGGCCAGGAGCUGCUGGAUGGAAAGCAUUACGCCUCCACUGAGGUGGCUGGCCGCAUGGAGGAGGUCAGCUCCCAGUGGAAGAAACUGCUGGAGGCUACCGAGCUCAAAGGCAUCAAGCUCCGUGAGGCCAACCAGCAACAGCAGUUCAACAGGAACGUAGAGGACAUUGAGCUGUGGCUGUAUGAAGUUGAGGGCCACCUAGCUUCAGACGACUAUGGAAAAGACCUGACCAGUGUCCAGAACCUGCAAAAGAAACAUGCACUGUUGGAGGCUGAUGUGGCCGCUCACCAGGAUCGCAUUGAUGGCAUAACAAUCCAGGCUCGCCAGUUCCAAGAUGCUGGACACUUUGAUGCUGACAACAUUCGCAAGAAACAAGAGGCUUUAGUGGUGCGUUAUGACGCUUUGCGCGAGCCUAUGGCUGCACGCAAGCAGAAACUGUCUGACUCUCUGAGGCUCCAGCAGCUGUUCAGAGAUGUGGAGGACGAGGAGACUUGGAUCCGUGAGAAAGAGCCCAUUGCUGCCUCUACUAACAGAGGCAAAGACCUGAUUGGUGUCCAGAACUUGCUGAAGAAGCACCAGGCCCUGCAGGCUGAGAUCACCGGACAUGAGCCUCGCAUUAAGGCGGUCACCCAGAAAGGAGAGGCCAUGGUGGAGGAAGGACACUUUGCUGGAGAAGAUGUGAAAGUGAAGCUGACAGAACUACAUGGACGCUGGGACACUCUGAAGGCCAAGGCCUCCCAGAGGAGACAGGAUCUGGAGGACUCUCUGCAGGCCCAGCAGUACUUUGCUGAUGCCAACGAAGCAGAGUCUUGGAUGAGGGAGAAGGAGCCCAUCGUGGGGAGCACAGACUACGGCAAAGAUGAGGAUUCUGCUGAGGCUCUGCUGAAGAAGCAUGAGGCCCUGAUGUCUGACCUGAGCGCCUAUGGCAGCAGCAUUCAAGGCCUGAAGGAACAGGCCCAGUCCUGCAGGCAACAAGUGGCACCAACUGAUGAUGAGACCGGGAAGGAACUGGUCCUGGCCUUGUACGACUACCAGGAGAAGAGUCCCCGUGAAGUUACCAUGAAGAAGGGGGACAUCCUCACCCUGCUCAACAGCACCAACAAGGAUUGGUGGAAGGUGGAGGUGAACGAUCGCCAGGGCUUUGUUCCUGCUGCAUAUGUGAAGAAGCUGGACCCUACCCAGUCCUCCUCUAGGGAAAACCUGCUGGAUGAACACGGCAGCAUUGCACUGCGCCAAGACCAGAUUGAGAAUCAGUACGGUACUCUGUUGGAGCUGGGAGAGAAACGCAAGGACAUGCUGGAGAAGAGCUGCAAGAAAUUUAUGUUGUUCCGUGAGGCCAACGAGCUGCAGCAGUGGAUCAAUGAGAAAGAGAGCGCCCUCACUAAUGAGGAGGUUGGCUCUGACCUGGAGCAGGUCGAGGUCCUGCAGAAGAAGUUUGACGACUUCCAGAAGGACCUAAAAGCCAAUGAGUCUCGCCUGAGGGACAUCAACAAAGUGGCUUCUGAGCUGGAGUCUGAAGGCCUGAUGGCUGAGGAGGCCCCCAUGGUUCAGGCUCAGCAGCAAGAGCUGUCUGGUGCUGCUCCUGGCAAGGAUGAAGCUGAUUCUAAGACUGCCUCUCCAUGGAAGAAUAUACGCUUGGCUGUUCAAACAACGGCUAACUUUAAUACUAUCAAGGAGCUGAAUAAUCGCUGGCGGUCCCUGCAGCAGCUGGCUGAAGAAAGAAGCAACAUGCUGGGCAGUGCCCACGAGGUGCAGCGAUUCCACAGGGAUGCCGAUGAAACCAAGGAGUGGAUCGAAGAGAAGAAUCAGGCCCUCAACACUGACAAUUAUGGUCAUGACUUGGCCAGUGUCCAGGCUCUGCAGCGCAAACAUGAAGGCUUCGAGAGAGACCUGGCAGCUCUGGGCGAUAAGGUGAACUCUCUUGGGGAGACAGCGGAGCGUCUGAUCCAGUCCCACCCUGAGGCAGUGGAUGACAUCCAGGAGAAGUGCACUGAGCUGAACACUGCCUGGAGCAGUCUUGUGGGACGUGCUGACCAGCGCAAAGACAAGCUUGGCAACUCCCACGACCUGCAGCGCUUCCUCUCUGACUUUAGAGAUCUGAUGUCCUGGAUUAAUGGCAUACGAGGGCUUGUCUCUUCGGAGGAGCUGGCCAAAGACGUGACCGGAGCCGAGGCCCUUCUGGAAAGACACCAGGAACACCGCACAGAGAUUGAUGCUCGUGCCGGUACCUUCCAAGCCUUUGAACAGUUUGGUCAGCAGCUGCUGGUGCGAGGCCACUAUGCUAGUCCUGAGAUUCAGCAGAAAUUGGAGGCUCUGGACCGUGAGCGUGCUGACCUUGAGAAGGCCUGGGUGCAGCGUCGCAUGAUGUUGGAUCAAUGCCUCGAGCUCCAGCUCUUCAACAGGGACUGUGAGCAGGCUGAGAACUGGAUGGCAGCUCGUGAAGCCUUCCUUGCUAGUGACGACAAGGGUGACUCCUUGGACAGUGUGGAGGCCCUCAUCAAGAAACAUGAAGACUUUGACAAGGCCAUUAACGUGCAGGAGGAGAAGAUUGCUGCUCUGCAGUCGUUUGCUGAUCAGCUGAUUGGAGCUGACCAUUACGCCAAACCUGAGAUCUUCAACCGCCGCAAUGAAGUCCUCGACAGGUGGCGUCGCCUGAAGGCCCAGAUGAUCGAAAAGCGUUCCAAGCUGGGUGAAUCCCAGACCUUGCAGCAGUUCAGCAGGGAUGUGGAUGAAAUUGAGGCUUGGAUCAGCGAGAAGCUGCAGACUGCAACUGAUGAGUCCUACAAAGAUCCCACCAACAUCCAGCUGUCCAAGCUGCUGAGUAAGCAUCAGAAACAUCAGGCAUUUGAGGCUGAGCUGCAUGCCAACGCAGACCGAAUCCGUGGAGUCAUUGAUACUGGCAACGCCCUGAUCCAGAGAGGAGCCUGUGCUGGCAGUGAGGAUGCCGUCAAGGCUCGCCUCAACGCUCUGGAUGAACAGUGGCAAUUCCUCGUCAACAAAUCUGCAGAAAAGAGCCAGAAACUCAAAGAGGCCAACAAGCAACAGAAUUUCAACACCGGCAUCAAGGACUUUGACUUCUGGCUGUCUGAGGUGGAAGCUCUUCUUGCCUCUGAGGAUUAUGGCAAAGACCUGGCCUCAGUCAACAACCUGCUGAAGAAACACCAGCUGCUGGAGGCUGAUAUUUCCGCCCAUGAGGAUCGUCUGAAGGACCUGAAUGGCCAGGCUGACAGCCUGAUGGCCAGCAAUGCCUUUGACACCUCCCAGGUGAAGGAAAAGCGCGAUGCUGUCAAUGGCCGCUUCGCCAAGAUCAAGAGCAUGGCUACUGGUCGCCGUGCUAAACUCAACGAGUCCCACCGCCUGCAUCAGUUCUUCAGGGACCUGGAUGAUGAAGAGUCUUGGAUCAAAGAAAAGAAGUUGCUUGUGAGUUCGGAGGACUACGGACGUGAUUUGACAGGAGUACAGAAUCUGAGGAAGAAACACAAGAGGCUGGAGGCUGAGCUGGGAGCCCAUGAGCCGGCCAUUCAGUCGGUGCUGGACACUGGGAAGAAGCUGUCUGAUGAUAACACCAUCGGCCAGGAGGAGAUCCAGCAGAGGCUUGCCCAGUUUGUCGACCACUGGAAGGAACUUAAAGACUUAUCUGGAGCAAGAGGUCAGAGGCUGGAGGAGUCGCUGGAGUACCAGCAGUUUGUGGCGAAUGUGGAAGAGGAAGAAGCUUGGAUUAAUGAGAAGUUGAAUCUAGUGGGAAGCGAGGACUAUGGAGAUACACUGGCUGCUGUGCAGGGCUUGUUGAAAAAGCAUGAAGCAUUUGAGACUGACUUCACCGUACACAGGGACAGGGUCAAUGAUGUGUGCACCAAUGGAGAGGAGCUCAUCAAGAAGAACAACCACCAUGUAGACAACAUCAGUGCCAAGAUGUCGGCUUUGCGAGGCAAAGUGUCUGAGCUGGAGAGGGCAGCAGCUCAGAGGAAGGCUAAGCUGGAUGAAAACUCUGCCUUCCUGCAGUUCAAUUGGAAGGCCGACGUGGUGGAGUCCUGGAUCGGUGAGAAAGAGAACAGCUUGAAGACUGAUGACUAUGGCAGAGACCUGUCCUCUGUCCAGACUCUGCUCACCAAACAGGAGACAUUUGAUGCUGGUCUCCAGGCCUUCCAGCAGGAAGGCAUCACCAACAUUACAGCUCUCAAGGACCAGCUGGUUGCCGCCAAGCAUGUCCAAUCAAAAGCCAUCGAAGCCCGUCACGCUGCCUUGAUUAAGCGCUGGAACCAACUGCUGUCCAACUCAGCCGCUCGCAAGAAGAAGCUUCUGGAGGCUCAAGAGCACUUCAGAAAGGUUGAGGACUUGUUCCUGACAUUUGCCAAGAAGGCAUCAGCCUUCAACAGCUGGUUUGAGAAUGCAGAGGAGGAUCUGACAGACCCAGUUAGAUGCAACUCUCUGGAGGAGAUCCGGGCGCUGCGUGAAGCCCAUGAGGCCUUCCGCUCCUCACUGAGCUCUGCUCAGGCCGACUUCAACCAGCUGGCUGAGCUGGACCAGCAGAUCAAGAGCUACCAGGUGGUGUCCAACCCCUACACCUGGUUCACCAUGGAGGCCCUAGAAGAGACCUGGAGGAACCUGCAGAAGAUCAUCAAGGAGCGAGAGCUGGAGCUGCAGAAGGAGCAGAGGAGGCAGGAGGAAAACGACAAGUUGCGUCAGGAGUUUGCGCAGCACGCAAACGCUUUCCACCAGUGGCUGCAGGAGACCAGGACAUACCUUCUGGAUGGGUCAUGUAUGGUGGAAGAAUCUGGUACCCUGGAGUCCCAGCUGGAGGCCACCAAGCGUAAGCACCAGGAGAUCCGGGCCAUGCGCAGCCAGCUGAAGAAGAUUGAAGACCUGGGUGCAGCUAUGGAGGAAGCGCUCAUCUUGGACAACAAGUACACAGAGCACAGCACAGUGGGCCUGGCUCAGCAGUGGGACCAACUGGAUCAACUGGGAAUGAGGAUGCAGCACAACCUGGAGCAACAGAUACAGGCCAGGAACACCACUGGAGUGACAGAGGAGGCUCUGAAGGAGUUCAGCAUGAUGUUCAAGCACUUCGACAAGGAGAAGUCUGGUCGUCUGAACCACCAAGAGUUCAAGUCGUGUCUGCGCUCGCUAGGCUACGACCUGCCCAUGGUGGAAGAGGGUGAACCUGAUCCUGAGUUUGAGGCCAUACUCGACACUGUGGAUCCCAACAGGGAUGGCAACGUGUCAUUGCAGGAGUACAUGGCAUUCAUGAUCAGCCGCGAGACAGAGAAUGUCAAGUCCAGUGAGGAGAUAGAGAGCGCCUUCCGAGCUCUCAGCACCGAGAACAAACCCUACGUCACUAAAGAAGAGCUCUACCAGAACCUGACCAAGGAGCAGGCGGACUACUGCCUCUCACACAUGAAACCGUAUCUCGACAGCAAGGGCCGCGAGCUGCCAUCAGCUUUCGACUUUGUGGAGUUCACCCGCUCGCUCUUCGUCAACUGAUCCCCCACCCACCAGGGACCAAUCGGGAUGCGUUUUCCCACACACACUUCAACACACGGCUGAAACUGCAUGAUUGUGGCACUAGGAAUACUCACUAAUAACAACUAUCUGUACUCUCUAUUUAUCUCGCUCUACCCUAACUCUUUGUGCUUCUCCUGAUAGCAUAGUGGAUCUGUCUACAUUUGAAUGUGAUUGUUUUAGCUGUUUUAGCUUGUGCUUUCAAUGAAUUUAAGAACCUAAUAGUAACAAUAAUGUUGUUAACAACACCUAAACAACUGCAGUGUGCUUUAAUAAACGCUACUGGUUAGAACUGGAAA